AUGAGCAAGUUCUUCAACUCUUCGUUCAACUCCACGGAGACAAUGCCUGGCGCAGAGGCCAAUCUCGGUUUCAUCCAUGCUGCAAAGGAUCUUAAUAUUCUGUAUGCCUCAGCAGCGGUGACAAUCACUGCUGUAAUCCUUGCCGGGUUCCAAGCAGGUCGUAAACUCUUGCUCCGCAUCUACUGGUUCUUUGAUCAGUUAAUCGGCGGUGCUGCUCAUACGGUGGAUCUUCCAGGUCCUCCUGGUGUUCCGAUGUUUGGUAAUCUUUUGGAGUUGAGAACCGGGCAUGUCAAGAAGAUUGCCGAGUGGACUAAGCAGUAUGGUGAUGUGAUCCGCGUAUCCCUUGGUGAACGUGAAGCAGUCUUCAUUAGCAGUCACAAGGCUCUCGCACAAACCGUCGUCCAACAGGGCCCUUCUUACCAGUCCCGCCCGACCUUCAAGCUCUUCCACAAUGAUUAUGCGUCCAAUGGUAUCUGGACUGUUGGCACCUCGCCUUACAGUGACCGUCUCGCUCGUACUCGCAAGGCUCUCGGAUCCCAGAUUGCUCCCCGUCUGCUUCCUGUGUACACCCCUGUCAUUCACCCCAAGCUUAAGAAGCUUUUCAGUGUCAUCCUCGAGUUGAGCAAUGGUCCCGCCAUUGAUAUGGCUAAGAAGCUCCAUCGUUUUGGUACUGGUCAGGUUUCCGAGCAGCUCAUGGGUACACCUCUCGACGACGACGUUGUAGGAAUGCUCGCGGAGAACGAGACAAACAUUUUCCGUCAACGUACAAUUGGAUCGCCUGUACGCGACUAUAUCCCUGCGCUACGCGCUGUCGGCCUGUUGAGAUACGCAGCCGGCAAGUCGCUCGGUAUCAAGGGUUGGACAUACGACGAAAAGGAGGAGAAGGCACGUGAAUACCGUCAGAAGCAGCAGGGUUACAUUGGCAAGAUGAUCAAGGACCUCCGACAACGCGUUGACGAUGGCGAUCAGACUCCCUCGAUCUUGGGCAACAUUAUGCGUCAGAGCCUGCUCAAGGACGAAGAGGUUCUGUUGGCUUCUUACACUGGUAUUGCCGCUGGUGUCAAUCUUGGCUACUCACUCACCUGGAUCAUCGGUUACCUCGCUGGUCGCCCCGAUCUUCAGAAGAGUGGCUAUGACGCCAUUCGUGAGGUUUACAAUGGCGAGCCACCCGAGCCUCACGACUUUGACCGCGUUGAAUUUGUCAAAGCUCUCCACACUGAAGGUUCUCGCAUUUACACACCAGUCCGUCUCGGAUUUCCCCGUGAGACUCUUGAUGGUGCAAGCUAUAACAGCGUCAAAAUUCCUCGCGGCAUGCUCGUAAUCAUGAAUCUGAUGGCUGCCAACCGUGACCCGGUCGCUUUUGACCGCCCGAACGAAUUUCUUCCUGAGCGUUGGUUGAACGGCUGCAAGGGCCGCACUGAUCUUCAACAGCCAGGCGGCGAAAAGCUGGGUGUCACACACUUGACAUAUGGCGCUGGUCGUCGUGUUUGCCCGGGUAUCGAUAUGGCCAACCGCGGUCUUUACUCGACCCUUGUACUGCUCUUGCACUUCUUUACCUAG
This is a messenger RNA of Ascochyta rabiei, 1560 nucleotides long. RefSeq lists its product as uncharacterized. NCBI's taxonomy places the organism in Eukaryota, Fungi, Ascomycota, Dothideomycetes, Pleosporales, Didymellaceae. Gene Ontology annotation, molecular function: iron ion binding; heme binding; monooxygenase activity. The record is from RefSeq and is a predicted model, not a curated record. The coding region runs from base 1 to 1560 and encodes 519 amino acids. The transcript has 9 exons.